UGCUCCACAAAUGGACCGUGUCCGCCACAAGUUCAUUACCUACAAAGUCCGCCCACCUACCUACUACUUGUACUCCAUCCCAUCCCACCACUCAAGAACAAACAAUGGCAGCUCUUUCUUGCGUCAAUGCUUCUGCGCUAGGGCUUGCCUACCGCCGACCCGGUUCAUCCCCGCGGCGGAUGGUGGUGGUCAGAGCGGAGGCGAUCAACCCGGAUAUCCGUAAGACUGAAGAGAAAGUGGUGGACUCGGUCGUCGUCACUGACCUCGCCAAGCCCCUCACUCCCUACUGCAGGUGUUGGAGGUCUGCGACGUUUCCUCUGUGUGACGGAAGCCAUGUGAAGCACAACAAGGCUACCGGCGACAACGUCGGACCUUUGCUCUUGAAGAAGCAAUAAAUUCAAAUAUGUUAUUAUUGUAUCGACGGUCCAAAUAUUCAGCUUCGUUGUGGGCGAUUCCAAGUCCCUCUUUGCUUGCUAUGAGUAACAUUUCUUCCCAUGUUGAAUGCUUUGUCUAGUAACGUUUUAAGAUUGUUGAUAAUGGUUUGUGUUUGUGAGGUUGAUUGAAGUCUUGUUUUUCGAACAUGAUAAAAUUAUUUGUGAGUAUAGAAUGUUAGAACAUCAUGAAUUUUGCUAUA
Messenger RNA from Sesamum indicum (sesame), 634 nucleotides. It is a transcript of the gene NEET, whose product is annotated as 2 iron, 2 sulfur cluster binding protein. Gene Ontology annotation, cellular component: mitochondrial outer membrane; intracellular membrane-bounded organelle. Gene Ontology annotation, biological process: regulation of autophagy. NCBI's taxonomy places the organism in Eukaryota, Viridiplantae, Streptophyta, Magnoliopsida, Lamiales, Pedaliaceae. Gene Ontology annotation, molecular function: 2 iron, 2 sulfur cluster binding. The record is from RefSeq and is a predicted model, not a curated record.